GGGGAAGUGGGGAGGCUGGGCCGGGAGGAGCGGCAGGGACUUUGCAAACUCUGCAAAUGUCCCUAGCUGAUCUCAGUGGCUCGGGGCUGCAGGAGGGCUCCCGCGGACCCCCAGAUCCCGAGCGCAUUAGCCCAGACUUCCUCUGCUAACUCCGCCCAGGGAACAUCCCGUGUGCACCGCCCGCUCAGGGGUGGUCGUGGGGCCACUUGGCUGCCGGGAAGCUGUGGACUUGGGUCUGAGAAACCCACGUCCAGGGAAGCCCGGUGAGCCGCCGUGCCGGGCGGCCUGGGUUCGCAGGGUGAGCUGGUGAGCAGACCGAGCGCCGAGCGCCGAGGAGGAGCGGGUCCAGCCACACCGCGGGGACAUGGCGUCUUGGCUCUGGAGAAAGCUACGUGGCAAGAGGCGGCUGGUGGUGGCAUUGUGCCUCCUGAUGACUCUGUCUGUGAUGGCUGUCUCCUGCUUCCCCGCACAGCCUCAGGCGGCCCUGGAGCCCCGGAGGGUGACCGGCACCCCUGCUCCCCACAGCCUGCAGGCUCUGAGCUCCCGCUGGAGGCCUCAGACGAGAAGCCUGCGUUUCUGGAGAGGCCGGGCCCCGCCUGGGAGUCCCGACCCUGAGUGUGCGGAGGAGCGAGGCCGCCGGAGGGCAGUGGACAAGAGCAGGGCCCCAGGAGGGGAAAGCCGCCCUGUAGGGCGGGUCAAGAGGGACAUUGCUGUGGCAUCAUUGGUCGGAGAUCCGGGACUCAGCACUCAGCGUCUGGUGCGCCUGAGGGAGGAUGAGGUCGAGGGUCCAGGAGCCAGAGACCUGCGGCCCCCUUGGAAGGACGGUCCCAUCCGGGAGGUGCAGAGGGAGACAGGCACCCUGGCCGGCGCCCUCCCAGGACACCGGACAGCCGCUGCCGGACCGCCCCUCCGGCCCCAUCCAGCCCGAGGCAGGGACCUGCCGGGAGCUGGGAACAGAGCCUUGACUGGUGGGCAGAGGGCGUGGGGUCCCACCGCAGCCACAGGGACCCAUUGGUGGCCUGGCUCUGUCCAGGAGCUGCAAGGAUCCACCUGGUGUGCCGCUGAGACUCCGGGGCUGGGGGCCAGCGGGCAGGUGCCGCCAUGGCUCACGGAGCACGAUGUGCAGACCCUCCAGCUGCUGGCCCAGGGGGAGGUGGUGGGCAAAGCCAGGGUCCCCGGCCACGGGCAGGUGCUGCAGGUGGGCUUCUCCACGGAGGGCGCCCCUCAGGAUGCGUCUCCCGGGCUCAGUGGACUCUGCGCCCAGGGGCUCUGCGGCCUGAUCAAGAGGCCCGGAGACCUGUCUGAGGUGCUGUCCUUCCACGUGGACCGCGUGCUGGGGCUGCGCCGGAGCCUCCCCGCCGUGGCCCGGCGCUUCCACAGCCCCCUGCUGCCCUACCGCUACACGGACGGGGGCACGAGGCCCGUCAUCUGGUGGGCGCCGGACGUGCAGCACCUGGGCGACCCAGACGACGACCAGAACUCCCUGGCCUUGGGCUGGCUGCAGUACCAGGCCCUGCUGACCCGCGGCUGCAGCGGGCCGGGCCCGGCGGCGUCGUGCCUGGGCAUCCGCCGCGCCGAGUGGGCGCGCCUGGCCCUCUUCGACUUCCUGCUCCAGGUCCACGACCGCCUGGAUCGCUACUGCUGCGGCUUUGAGCCCGAGCCGUCGGAGCCCUGCGCGGAGGAGGGGCUCCGAGAGAAGUGCGGGAACCCGGGCGAGCUGCGGCUGGUCCAUAUCCUGGUCCGGAGCAGCGACCCGUCUCACCUGGUCUACAUUGAUAAUGCCGGCCGCCUUCAGCGGCUGGAGGACAAGCUGAACUUCCGGCUGCUGGAGGGCAUCGACGGGUUCCCUGAGUCUGCCGUGAAGGUCCUCCAGUCAGGGUGUCUGCAGAACUUGCUGCUGAGGUCGCUGCGGAGGGACCCGGUGUUCUGGGAGAGCCAAGGCGGGCAACAGGGGCUGAGGCAGGCGCUCCAGACGCUGGAGCGGCGAGGACAGGUCCUUCUGCGGCACAUCCGGGAGCACAACCUGACAGUCUUCGGGGACGAGGACCCGUGAGCCCCGCGCCGCCUGGGCAGGGCUCCCGCCUCGCCAGUGGGGUGCUCACGACAGACCUGAGCGGACGAGCCCCCGUGCUGAUGGCCACGCCGCCCUGGGCUGGCUCAUCUGAAGACAAAAGGGACAAGCCAGAGGCUGGAGGGCACCACAGGUGUCACGGGCGUGUCACCUACCUAGGACGGUGCACGGGGUGGGUGGUGGGUUCUCACUGUUACCACAUUCGUUUCUGCCCUCUCGGCUCUGGCCGUGUGCUUCCUUGCACCAAUAAACACAUUCAAGAAUGUUCUGUGGAC
Messenger RNA from Phyllostomus discolor (pale spear-nosed bat), 2346 nucleotides. RefSeq names its product golgi associated kinase 1A (gene GASK1A). Bases 365 to 2053 code for a protein of 562 amino acids. NCBI's taxonomy places the organism in Eukaryota, Metazoa, Chordata, Mammalia, Chiroptera, Phyllostomidae. The record is from RefSeq and is a predicted model, not a curated record. Gene Ontology annotation, cellular component: Golgi apparatus. The transcript is spliced from 5 exons.